UUGUUUGCUUAACCAUAACGCUGGGCAGGUGCAGGGGCUGGCUGGCUGUCGGAAAGCAGCAGGCUGAGCACUUCAGCACUAUUUUCCUUCCUCCAGGGCGGAACUGUAGCGAAAAAACCUUUAUAUGUAACUGUAUAGCGCCUUUUAUACAAUUUAUAGUUUAGAGGCUAAACAGUAGAUAUUUGGUUUCCGUGACUUUAAGUGUGAGAUGUGUAACGGUAAUGAAAACAUGAAAGUGACUGACCAUGAACCCCGCCUAGUCUAUUCAGGACGUUUUCGACACUGUUUGGUUCAUAUUCCUGAGUAAGCUGAUCCUGUAAAACACUGAAACACGAAUAUUUCGAGAACAUUACCAAGAGCUGCUCAUGAAUGUAGCUCAGGGAGGUUUAAUACAACCUCGGAGGAACCGGAGCUAAGCGCCGCUAGCCGCUCGAGUCGUGUGAGGAUUUGUCAAACGCUCAUUUAUUUAUGUUUACACAAAUAUAUCUGCUACAGGAUGGAGGACGGCUUGGCGUCAGAAGACGACAUCUGUGAUGCUGCACUCGGAGAAGGUGUUUCACAAUGCUGCAAAACGGAAUGACACAGGAAAGAUGCUGGAGCUUAUUAGGAAGGGGGUGGACAUCAAAGUUAAAAAUAAAGCAGACAGGAAGGCACUGCACUGGGCUGCAGGUGCAGGUAGUGAAGAUGCUCUGCGUCUGCUGCUGGAGCACGACACUGAGCUGGAUGAUGCAGACAGUUUUGGCAUGAGUGCACUGCUGCUGGCAGCGUGGUUCGGUCACCUUAAAAUAUUGCAGAUCCUUGUCUCAUCUGGUGCCAAACUCAACUGUGAAAACAAAAAUGGGCUUAAUCUUCUGCACUGUGCUGCCCAGCGAGGUCAUAUUCGUAUUCUGGAGUACAUCAUGGAGGAUCUGGAAGAUGUACGACUUGACAGAGUUGACAAGUCAGGUAAGACAGCAUUUCACCUGGCAGCAGAACAUGGACAGUUGGAGGUGAUGGAGUAUCUUAUUGGCAUGGGCUGCGCUCACGACCUCAAGGACAAGGAGGAGAACACUGCACUCCAUCUGGCAGCGAAACACGGCCAUGCAGAGGUUCUCCAGAAGAUUCUGGAAACAGGGGAGAACAUCAAUGAGAGGAAUAUUGAUGGUCUGACCGCUUUACACUUGUCUGUGGAUGGAGGGCAUUAUGACUGUGUCAGGCUGCUGCUUGAGGCUCACUGCAACAUCAACGUACUCACAAAUAGGAACAUGACGGCUCUUCACUUUGCAGUCCAGCAUGGAUCUGAAAGAGAGGUCAGGCUGCUUGUAGAAGCUGGAGUAAGUGUGGACUCAGUGGACAUUAACCAUACCACCGCACUACACUUGGCGGUGUUCAACAACUACACAGAGAUUGUUAAAAUACUCAUUGAUGCAGAAUGUGACCUAGAUAUACUUGAUGAGCGACAUCAAACAGCUCUGCACAUAGCAGCAGAACACGGGCGCCAAAAUAUAGCUGAACUGAUCCUCAUUGCUGGGGUUAACCUCAAACUUCUCGACAAGCAGGGAAAGACAUCACUGGACAUUGCAGCCAGAGGCAAUCAUGUGAACGUGGUCGACAUGAUUAUCAGAGCAGAUAGAUUUUAUAAAUGGGAACAGGACAAUAUGAGCUCCGCUGGAUCGUUAGUGGGAAGAAAUUUAAACUUCAAACAAGAUCAUCAGCAGGAGACACAGCAUAUUCGCUCCAUCUUAUGGAAGUUAGCCACCAAACACCUGAAAGCUGGGGAGUGGAAGACACUGGCGCAGCACUGGCACUUCACAGACGCGCACAUCCGAGCCAUAGAACAUGAGUGGACAGGUACUAAAAGCUAUAAGGACCAUGGACAUCGCAUGCUGCUGAUCUGGCUGCAUGGUGUGUUGAUUGCCGGAGAAAACCCCAUUAAAGGCUUGUACGAAGGGCUGAUGGGAAUCUCAAGGAUGGAUCUGGCAGAGAGUACGCGACAGCAGGCCAAUGCAGACCCCAACACUCCUAAGAAGUGCACAACAAUGUGAAACAGUGUUGUCUUGAAACACGCUGAAGAAAUUAUGUUUACAGCAAAUAAUACAAGAUGAAACACAGACCAGAGCUUAGUAUGCAAUAGAAUAUGAACCCAGUUUUCCUCAACAACACACUGAUUCAGUGAGUUUUGAAGGGCUACUACAGUACCAUCUGUUGAUUCUUGCAACAAUGAAAAGUGACAAAUUGAGCAUUUUAGUUUUAUGCAAAUAGAUAGAAUACUGUGAAGCGACAAAUCCAAAUCCAAACCCAAAUGACUGGGUAAAUUCCUCAGAUGCGGGUUGUCUGAUGUUCCCCAGUUCUACACUCCCAGCUUUUAGGUCCUACUUACAUUUAUUUUCUAUAAAAUUAGCUUUCAAUGAAACUUGGCUCAGAUUAAAGAAACCAGGAAAGUUAUGAACACAAUAUUUCGUUCAGAGAUAAAACUGAACAAUAGCUAGGAGUCUUUCCAUUUUCAAACAACUGCAAACAAAAAUUGCAAACCAGCAAAGCCAACAUGGUGAUAAAUUCUGCCUAUAGUUUAAAAUGUUGGACAGCACAACAGUAGCUCCUACUAUAUAAUAUCACAAAUGAAAACAGUAGCUGCUUAGUACAGUUUUAGAGGCAAACUGGACCAACAUCAGCAACUUUCAAUUUGUCAUGAAUCCAGGGUUAAGAGGCUACAGCUACAAGCACUGUGUUACUUAUUUUCCAAUAAAGAAACGUUAUUAUAAUUGAAUCCGUUUUUAUGAAUUGCAUUGCCGGUGUAAUGUCAUUCAAGCGUUAUCAUUAAAUUAAGCAACUCGCACAGCACUCUUUAAUUGUGGCUGUCUCCUGAGCUAGGUUUGACUAGAGGUUUUGGCUCACUAAUGACUCUAAUGACUCAACAAUUGAGGAGCCAAAUUGUGUAAAAUGGAGAUAAAUAUCCAACAAAGGAGACUUGUCAGUGUUUGCAGUCUUAUGCUGGAACAGUCACUUUCUUCUCUAGAUCUUAUCUUAUUCAGUGUUUACUAUGUCCUGCUAAUAUAAUAUGAAGAUUUACAUUUACAUUACAUACAUAUAAAAACUUGUUAUUUAAGAUAGCGCUACUGUUUUUUUGUAAAUAGAGUCACUGUUUACACUUGUGCACAAUGCAUGGCUUUAAUCUGAUGUUUAUAUCACAUGUUGUAGCAUGAAAAGCAUCAUGGCUUUUAAUGAUGUCAAGACUUGGGUUUAACUGUGACUUAAAAUAUUAAAAAAAAAAAAAAAAGCUAUUGACCCAUACAUAAGCAUACAUAGAAUGAAAAGGUUUAAUUGCUUGAAUGUUUAAUUAGCACUUUAAGGCUACAAUCACAAUAUUUUGGGAAGAGAAUCAUCCUUUAUUUAUCACAUAGAUGUAAAAUUUGUAAGAUCCCAAGCAGAUUGAAUUAUAGCAUUUAUAUUUCUUUAAAUGUCUUUCAAAUCUUUUUUCUGAUGUUGUGUAAUAUACUCAGGUAACAAUUUAGCUCCUAAAAAUGUCCUGAUUACAGCUUUAAAAUGCAUUUAGGUAAUGGUUAUUAUUAUAAUAAUUAUUAGUGUUGGAUAAUAAAGGUAAAUAAAUGUCAAAAGACUAAUGAAUGCCUAACGAAUUAUUUAUUUAUAUAUAAUUCAUGCAAAUAGUAGAUGGUGAACAAUGUAGGUGUUAGUACAUUUUUUAACUAAAUUUGCCUUUUAAUUCAGUAAAGCUGAAGGGAACCAAGUUGGAGGCUCUGCUCUAAGAUAAAGCUGAAUGAUCUCGUGCUCCUCUCAUGACUAUCAGGCGUCCUAGAAAAAACAAACCUUUGCCAUGUGAAGCAUAGAGUAAAGAGUAAAGUGCUCUUAGCAGAAGAGCCACAGUUAAAACUCAGACCUGAAAACACUGAACCUGAGCAAGAGCAAUCUACUUACAAUCCUGGGAUUUGAACUCAUCUUCUGAUUAUUAGUAUAGAGAACCUUAAUGCUGUGCCACCUCUUAUAGGGCAGCGAAGGUCAUCCAUCUGGGAGAAGAUUAGUUUUAGAGGCUACAAGCAUGAAUAUGGUCACAGGGAGGAAUUUUUUAUUUCAUUAUUUGUAUUUUUAGC
Molecule: messenger RNA, 4085 nt
Organism: Pangasianodon hypophthalmus (striped catfish)
Lineage: Eukaryota; Metazoa; Chordata; Actinopteri; Siluriformes; Pangasiidae
Gene: ankdd1a
Product: ankyrin repeat and death domain containing 1A
Exons: 15
Coding region: 534-2024 (496 amino acids)
Biological process (GO): signal transduction
Molecular function (GO): protein binding
Source: RefSeq, a predicted model, not a curated record